GUUUGAAUAUACACACAAGAAACAGUCGGGCGGAGCAGGCCAGUAUGGCAAAGUUAUAGGCGUUCUUGAGCCCCUGGAUCCGGAGGACUACACAAAAUUAGAGUUUGAAGACAGAACCAUUGGCACAAAUAUUCCAAAACAAUUUGUGCCCGCUGUUGAAAAGGGAUUCCGAGAAGCAUGUGAAAAAGGUCUGGUGUCAGGGCACAGGAUAUCAGGAGUCCGGUUCGUCCUAGAUGAUGGUGCACAUCACAUGGUGGACUCUAAUGAAAUCUCUUUCAUCAGAGCAGGAGAAGGAGCCCUGAAGCAAGCUAUGGAAAACGCCGCUGUGCGCAUACUUGAACCCGUUAUGGCAGUGGAGGUGAUGGCACCCACUGAAUUCCAAGGAGCAGUGAUAGCUGGAAUUAAUCGCCGUCACGGAGUGAUCACAGGACAGGACGGCACAGAGGGUUACUUUACUCUUUAUGCUGAGGUGCCACUGAAUGAUAUGUUUGGAUAUGCCACCGAGCUGAGGUCUUGCACAGAGGGAAAGGGUGAAUAUACAAUGGAAUACUGUAAAUAUCAACCAUGCUUGCCCAGCACUCAAGAAGAAAUAAUUAACAAAUACCUUGAAGCAACAGGACGACUUCCUGCAAAAAAGGGCAAAGCCAAGAGCUGACUUUUUUCCUCCCGAGUACAUUGAACAGUUUUUCACCAUCUUCUCUAAAAGCUCUGUUGCCCGAGCGACAGAAGCGAUCAAGGCUGGCUGGAUAAGUGCAGGCUGCAGCAGGACUAGGGCUUGUAAUUUCAUCAUAAUAUCCUUCCUUUGUGGUAUUCUCAGAAGCCACCAGGAGAUUACAACAGAAUUGUUCACAUGUAAAUGCUACUCAUCAACAAAAUACAGAAAUGUUAUAAUACU
Messenger RNA from Fulmarus glacialis (Northern fulmar), 895 nucleotides. Its product is annotated as elongation factor G, mitochondrial {ECO:0000255|HAMAP-Rule:MF_03061}-like. The record is from RefSeq and is a predicted model, not a curated record. The transcript has 5 exons. Gene Ontology annotation, biological process: mitochondrial translational elongation. Gene Ontology annotation, molecular function: GTPase activity; GTP binding; translation elongation factor activity. Lineage: Eukaryota; Metazoa; Chordata; Aves; Procellariiformes; Procellariidae. The annotation marks the transcript as partial. Gene Ontology annotation, cellular component: mitochondrion.